CCAACAGCAAUAUCCCAGUGAUAAUGACAACAGCAGACGAAUACAAAGCAGAAGGAAACAAGUACUUUGCAUCCAAAGAGUUUGAAAAAGCAAUUGAAUCUUUCACCAAGGCAAUUGAAGCCCUGGCUGAACCAAAUCACGUUUUAUAUUCUAAUAGAUCAGGAUCUUACGCCUCCUUGAAGAACUUUGGCAAAGCUCUUGAAGACGCUGAAGAAUGUGUCAAGAUCAAUCCAGCCUGGGCUAAGGGUUACAACAGAGUUGCUAGUGCUCACUUUGGUUUAGGAAACUUGGAGAAUGCCAAGGACUUUUAUCAAAAGGCUUUGGAUUUAGAUGCUCUGAAUGCUAUGGCUAAGGAUGGUCUUAAAUCAGUUGAAAAUGCCAUUGAAGCUAGAAACACUCAACCUGAUAUGGGAUUAGGUGCUAUUUUCUCUGAUCCAAAUCUUAUCACUAAGUUGAGAAACAAUCCAAAGACUGCUGAAUUAAUGAAGGAUCCAGAAUUAGUACAAAAGGUUUUGAACAUUCAAUCUAAUCCAAAGGCAAAUGCUACUCAAUUGUUAACUGAUCAAAGAUUGAUGACCAUCAUGGCUGUUUUGAUGGGUAUUGAUAUGGACUUGCCUGAUAUGCCACCACCACCACCACAACCUUCGACAUCUGCACCUGCCAAGGAAGAACCUAAGGAAGAGCCAAAACAAGAGCCAAAGCAAGAAUCAAAGAAGGAAGAACCUAAAAAAGAAGAACCAAAGGCUGCUCCAGCACCAGAAGAUGAUCCAGAAGAUGUCAUUAUGGAAGAUGCUCCACAAGAAAACCACAAGGAAGAAGCAGAUGCCGCUAAAGCUGAAGGUAAUGCUUUAUAUAAACAAAGAAAGUUUGAUGAAGCCAUCGCUGCUUAUGAAAAGGCUUGGAAUUUAAAUAAAGACAUCACCUACUUGAACAACCGUGCUGCUGCUGAAUUCGAAAAAGGUGACUAUGAUGCUGCUAUUGCCACUUGUGAAAAGGCGAUUGAUGAAGGUAGAGAUAUGAGAGCAGAUUAUACAUUAAUUGCCAAAUCGUUUGCCAGAUUAGGUAAUACCUAUUUGAAAAAGGAUGACUUACCAAACGCGGUCAAGUACUUUGACAAAUCUUUAACGGAACAUAGAACACCUGAUGUAUUGAACAAGUUGAGAGCAACCCAACGUGAAAUCAAGGUACGUGAAGCUAAUGCUUAUGUUGACCCAGAAAAGGCUGAAGCUGCUCGUUUGGAAGGUAAGGAAUAUUUCACUAAGGGUGACUGGCCAAAUGCCGUUAAAGCAUACACUGAAAUGAUCAAGAGAGCUCCUGAAGAUGCUAGAGGUUACUCUAACAGAGCUGCUGCAUUAGCUAAAUUAUUGUCUUUCCCUGAUGCUAUCCAGGAUUGUAACCUUGCUAUUGAAAAAGAUCCAAACUUCAUUAGAGCUUACAUUAGAAAGGCCACUGCUCAAUUAGCAAUGAGAGAAUACUCCAAAUGUAUGGAAACAUUGAAUGAAGCUCGUGACAAGGAUUCUGCAUUAGGUGGUAAGAAUAUUCACGAAAUUGAUCAAUUACUUAACAAGGCCAUUUCCCUGAGAUUCCAAGCCAUUGAAGGUGAAACCCCAGAACAAACUAUGGAAAGAGUAUCCAAGGAUCCUGAAAUUGUUUCUAUUUUACAAGACCCAGUUAUGCAAGGUAUUUUAGGACAAGCUAGAGAUAAUCCAGCUGCUUUACAAGAACAUAUGAAGAACCCUGAUGUUAACAAAAAGAUCAAUAUGUUGAUUGCUGCAGGUGUUAUUCGUACCAGAUAAAUGGGGUAAAUAAGUUUGUUUAUUGUGUAUAAAAUUUAAUUCAAUUCGGAAAAUUAAACAUCUC
Molecule: messenger RNA, 1860 nt
Organism: Spathaspora passalidarum NRRL Y-27907
Lineage: Eukaryota; Fungi; Ascomycota; Pichiomycetes; Serinales; Debaryomycetaceae
Gene: STI1
Product: Hsp90 cochaperone
Exons: 1
Coding region: 783-1796 (337 amino acids)
Molecular function (GO): Hsp90 protein binding
Source: RefSeq, a predicted model, not a curated record